CUCGGCCUUCCGAAACGCGCGCUCUUGUCGAGUGUGCUCGACGUCUUCAGAAAUUUAGGAUGGCUAGCCCAAGGACACGGCGAGUGCUAAUGGAUGUCAAGAAAACAAAUGCGAACCAUUUAUGUUUCGAAUGUGGGUCGCCAAAUCCUCAAUGGGCUAGCGUUACAUAUGGUAUUUGGAUAUGUUUAGAGUGUUCAGGAAAACAUCGUGGAUUGGGAGUUCAUUUGAGUUUUGUUCGCUCAAUUAACAUGGAUAAAUGGAAGGAGUUGGAGUUGGAAAAAAUGAAAGUUGGAGGCAACAGACAUGCUAAGGAGUUUUUCGUUUCACAACCUGAUUACAGACCUCAGUGGAGUUUUCAAGAAAAGUAUAAUAGUAAAGCUGCUGCUUUGUUGAGAGAUAAGAUUGCAACUGAAGCGUCUGGUGAGGAUUGGGACGAAGACGCCGCUAAUAUACGUAAUAAUAAACCUACCAGUAUAAGUCAUGUAAAAACAACCGGUGAUCUACCAUCUUUAUCCUCAGAUAAACGAAACUUUCAUAAUCAUAAUGAUUAUCAAACCCCUGACUAUUAUCCUGGAUCAAACAAAAUGACCAGUUGCCGUUCAGAUUUGGAAUCCUGGUUAAGGGAUACAAACUUAUCCGAGGAGCAUGAUUCAUCUAAAACACCAGCAACGAAGACAACAACAACUUCUGCCAAUGCACGUUAUGAUAAAGUUCCAGAUUGGGCUGACUCUAAAUUUAUGGAUGAUAAUGGUAAAUAUACGAAUUCUUCGUCUAGGCAUUAUUCAUUAGUACCUGAACGAAAUGAUAAAUACUCAUGGCAGUCAGGUUGGGCAAUGGUUAGUCAAGUGGCCUCAGUAGCUGCUAAAUGUACCAGUCAAUUAGCAUCUCAAGCAACACAAAAAACCAAAGAAUUAACUCAAUCCGUUCAGGAAAAAGUUAAAGAUAGCAAUAUUUUGGAUUCAUUAUCAAAAGGUGUUGAUACUGUUACCUCAAAGUUGCAAACAGUGAAAGCGCAAGGAAUUAGAAGUUUUGAAUCAUAUUGGACCAGCAAUCCUGAAUCAGAUCUGUCUACCGGAAAUUUUGACAAAUCAUAUGGGUCUACUCUCUUCAAUAAUCGUGAACAAGAUCGUUCCAGUUCAAUGUUUCUUGAUCGACACCUACAACAUGGAACCGAUUCGUUUAAUAGAAGUGAAGGAAAAGGGGCUUCAUUGUCGAAUACCAAUUGGAAUAACAAUGAAACCUGUGAUUGGGAUUUAAGCAAUGAUCGUGGAUGGGGAUCGAUUGAUGAUGAUGGUUGGUCUACUACAACUGCUGAUGGUGGUAAUUCUAGGACAACACUAACUAAUGAAUCAGUUGUACGACGUGAUUCCAAACUUGAAAACAAUGGUCACAAUCGAAGAAGCCGUAAAAAUUCUUAGAUUCAAUUACUUGAUAAUUUAAAUUCUCCCAAUCUUUUUUUUGUUUUUGUUUUGUUUAGAAGUGUGAUCAAGGUCAUUUAUCUUAUCUUGUUUGUAUACUGUAACUAUUCAUUUCUUGGCUCUUUUGUUUGUUUGUUUUUGAUUGAAUAAAAAUUGUUUUUUCCCCCUAUUCUUUCUUUAAUUCAAAAUAAUGUAUAAUUUAUUUUCAAUCUGAAGAAAUCUCUUUCAUUUACUAUAUAUAUCUAUCUUGAUUUCGCUAUGUAAUCUUUAUAUAGUAGGAAUUAAAGAUGCACACAUCUAUAAAUUCUAAUCACUUGUAAUGGUAACUAAGCCAAUGAUCUUUCUCUUUUUGAUUUCUUGUCUUUUUUGUUUUAAACCCAUUUGGCGUUUUGUACGAUAUUAGUAUCACUAAUUCAGUAGUAGUACUGUGUUUGGUAUGAGUGAUAUAUAAUGUGAAACGUUUGCACGGUUUAAGUAAAAAUCAUCUUUUAUGUGGUUACGUUUGUUGUUUUUUUUACAGACAGAUGUGACUUAUUCAAUAUAUUCGCUUGUUCAAUUUUUGUUUGUGUUACUCUGAUUCAAUUAUUCAGUAAUGAGGCUUAUAAUUUAUGAAUGGUGAAUUUAAAUGUUGUUCAAUGACUUACUUCUAUGAAGAUGGACCGUAGUAACAACUGGGGUGGUCUUUGUUUAGCAAUUUCAACACAUGGAUCGGUGAUUUAUUACCGGUGUAUUUAACUUUUAAUGAUUAGAUUUUAGGUUCAGAUCUAUCUUAUUUCUAUGGAUAAUGUCAAUAGGUCCCACGUAGAACAGUGCAGUUUAAAUUUGAAUAGAUGGAUUUGUGAACUAUUGAUGAAUUUGUAGAAGUCCUGAGUCUUGUGCGAAAUUGUUU
Molecule: messenger RNA, 2307 nt
Organism: Schistosoma guineensis
Lineage: Eukaryota; Metazoa; Platyhelminthes; Trematoda; Strigeidida; Schistosomatidae
Source: the annotation of a GenBank genome assembly